Nothobranchius furzeri (turquoise killifish) is the source of this 1254-nucleotide messenger RNA. RefSeq names its product transgelin (gene tagln). Gene Ontology annotation, biological process: actin filament organization. The record is from RefSeq and is a predicted model, not a curated record. Gene Ontology annotation, cellular component: actin cytoskeleton. Gene Ontology annotation, molecular function: actin filament binding. NCBI's taxonomy places the organism in Eukaryota, Metazoa, Chordata, Actinopteri, Cyprinodontiformes, Nothobranchiidae.
AGCAUUUUGGGAGGGAGGUGCGUGUGAGGCAUAUACAAACUCAGUCUCAGCAUCCACACUCGACUCACUCACCGCACCAGCGACCAGCUCAGAGCUUCACUCAGAACAGGAAGUUGACGUGACCUGACACCAAGAUGGCUACAAAGGGAGUCGGCAUGGCUAACAAAGGUCCCUCCUACGGGCUGAGCCGGCAGGUUCAGGAUAAGAUUGACAGCAAAUACGACCCUGAGCUGGAGCAGAUUCUGGUGGAGUGGAUCACCCGUCAGUGUGGAUCUGGUGUCGGGAGGCCGGAGGCGGGAAAGCUGGGCUUCCAGACUUGGCUGAAAGAUGGAUGUGUUCUGAGUGAACUCAUCAAUAGUUUGUACGUGGGGGAGAAGCCUGUAAAGAAGAUCCAGAGCUCCUCUAUGGCCUUCAAGCAGAUGGAGCAGAUCUCACAGUUCCUCAACGCUGCAGAGAAGUAUGGGGUCACCAAGACAGACAUGUUCCAGACCGUGGACCUCUGGGAAGGAAAGGACCUGGCAGCUGUGCAGAGGACCCUGUCAGCCCUGGGAAGCCUGGCUGUUACCAAGGAUGACGGCACGUAUAACGGAGACCCCAACUGGUUUUUCAAGAAAGCACAAGAGAACAAGCGGGAUUUCAGCGACGAGCAGAUAAAGGCGGGGAAAAACGUGAUUGGCUUACAGAUGGGAUCCAACAAGGGAGCCAGUCAGGAGGGGAUGAGCUACGGAAGACCCCGGCAGAUCCUGUAAAACCACUGAGCUGCAGAUGUGCUGCCCGAAGCAUCAGACGCCCCAAACUGGUUCUCUACAAGCCCCAGUUUCCCCAGAAUGGUCUUAAUGCUAAACCAAACAAGCAUAAAACAACUUCAGGGCCUGCAGGUGCAGUGAUACCGAUGACCCAAUAAUUCUCUCCGACAUCCUAAAACGCGGUUCCUCACUCGAACGUUGUCUGAGACCAAUGACGAACGUGUGUCUCUAUUUUUGAAACAUUAGAUCUUGAUUCCAAAUUUAUUCCAAGAUGGUAGAAGAUGAAUGGAAGAAACCCAGCCAGAGCUACAGCUCCAUUAUCCCAGAGCUCAUCCUCGUGCAGCAGUCUUUGUCCAACACAUGUUGUACAUUGUCCUCUUCAGUGAGUUUCAGAUUAUUUUUGAUUCAGUUUUUUUGUCGUGUUUUUUAUUGGCUGAAAAAUCUCCAACAGUCUGUUUCAGAUUUAAAAAAAAACGUUUCAUGAGCUUAAUAAAAUACUUUGAUCAUG